Anastrepha obliqua is the source of this 2294-nucleotide messenger RNA. RefSeq lists its product as uncharacterized. Lineage: Eukaryota; Metazoa; Arthropoda; Insecta; Diptera; Tephritidae. The record is from RefSeq and is a predicted model, not a curated record. Bases 96 to 1457 code for a protein of 453 amino acids. The transcript has 2 exons.
UUCAUUUCUUUAACUGAGUUCUUAAAAAGACGAGCGAAGCAAGCGAGCAGACUACCGCGUCAAGUUGUUGGUGUUAGUUAAAUUUGUGAAACAAGAUGAAGUCAUUGUUCAUUUUCGGCCUCUUGGUCCUAUCUACACUCACUUAUGCGGAGGAUGCGCAAAAAGCCGCCGAACCCAAGUCCGCUGAGCCCGCACCUGCCGCCACCGAAGCGAAACCGGUCAGUACGGCCGAAAAGAAACAGGAGAAACGUGGCAUCAUUUCCGGCACCGGCUACGGCUAUGGUGGACAUGGUGGUGGUGGUGCAGUGUUGAUCGGUGGACAUGGCGGUGGACACGGUGGUGGUGGCGCAGUGUUGAUCGGUGGACAUGGCGGUGGACAUGGUGGUGGUGGCGUCAUUAUCAGUGGGGGACAUGGCGGCGGUGCUCUUAUUGGCGGCACUGGGCUCGGUGGUGGAUUAGGUGGUGGAUUGGGUGGUGGUGGCAUUGCUGUUGGCGCUGCCAUACCCACGAAUGUACAAACCUCCUAUGUCGAACGCCAAGUCGCCGUGCCCUAUCAGGUAGAACGCGCCGUGCCAUACCCAGUGGAGCAAAUCGUUCAAGUACCAGUACAAGUGCCUGUACCACAACCCUACCCAGUCGAAAGAACAGUACAAGUGCCCGUAAAGCAGAUCGUCAAAGUGCCAGUGCAUAUACCACAACCCUACCCAGUGGAGAAAACCGUGCAUGUGCAAGUGCCCGUACACGUAGAUCGUCCAGUGCCUGUAAAGGUGCCCGUUCCAGCGCCAUACCCAGUGGAGAAAAUCGUUCAAGUCCCCGUCAAAGUACCAGUGCCGCAGCCCUACCCUGUGGAGAAGAUCGUGCAGGUACCUGUCAAGGUACCCGUUCAUGUGCCACAACCUUACCCAGUUGAAAAGAUUGUACAAGUACCUGUUAAAGUGCCCGUCGAUCGUCCCUAUCCAGUGCAUGUAAUCAAACCAUAUCCAGUGCCCGUAGAGAAGCCUGUGCCCUACACUGUUGAGAAACGCGUCACCAUACCCGUGCAGGUGCCCGUCGAUCACCCAGUUCCAGUGCCGGUAGAUCGUCCAGUAGCUGUGCCUGUGAAGGUGGCAGUACCCAGACCAUACCCAGUCAUCAAAGAAAUCCCAGUGCCAGUGGAGCGCAAAGUGCCCUAUCCCGUUAAGGUGCCAGUCGAUGUUCCACGCCCCGUUCAUGUCGAGCAGCAUGUCCCAGUGGCCGUUGAGCAACAUGUGCCCUACAAAGUACCUGUUCCGGUGCCAGUUCAUGUUGAAAGCCAUGUCGCACCAGCGGCUACAAUAAUCAGCGGAGGUGGAGGCUAUGGCGGCCACUCUCUUGGCGGUAUUGGCGGCUAUGGCGGUCAUUCGAUUGGAGGUUAUGGUGGUCACGCGAUCAGCUAUGGCUAUGGCCAUGGACAUGGACAUAUCCACAAAAGGAAGUAAAUUGCCACCGACAGUAACUCGCUGAGGGUGUGAGAUUUUUUUAGGAAAAGGACUUACAUAUGUACAUCUAGAAAAUACGAUAAUUUAGUUGAAAAUUUGAAAUGUACGGCCAUUAUUGCUCGGAAAAAUUUACUCUGCGAAAAUUGCGCUAAACCGGAUCGAAGUGAAAUGAGAAUGAGAACGUGUAUCAAAUGAGACAACUGUAUUUUCUUACUCUUUCUUAUUAUUUUCUUUCCCUAAUGUAUGAUUUAGUUUUUAGUUUGUGAUAAAAAUUUCGAAUUAAAGGAAGGCGUUGGAGAGUAUUUAAAAACGCUGCAGCGAAAUGUGCAAAGAGAUGCCCAGUAGAGAAAAUGUUUGAAGCCAAAUGGGCAAACAGUUUGAAAAACGAUUGGAAGGUGUGGAAAUUCAGUUAAGCGUGAAAUGAAAGAAAAGCUAAAUCAAAAACGCUGAGUGUAAUGUAAAUAGUAGAUAAAAAUGUGUUAGCAAAACUAUGAGAACUCUGUUGUUUUCAGCUUAAAACACUAGGUUUCAUUUCUUUCAUUUACUUCAAAGUCCAUGAACUUGCCCGCCACACCUAUUAUUUGUAAUAGCACAGAUUCGUAGUUUGCAACGUUUGCUUCUACAUACAUACACACAUACAUAUACAUAUAUUUCUAAUUUUCGGCAGCUUCUUUAUUUUGCCCCUUUCGCAAGCGUUGAAUAUCAUCAAAAGUCCUUCGCUCAUGAUUUUUUUAAAAACAAAAUGAUAUGAUCUUUGUUUUUUGUACCAAUUAUUAAUUUGUAUAUAAUUUAAAUAUGUAAAUAAAACGACGACAAGAUAUUAUCGAAGAAUACAUA